This is a messenger RNA of Manis javanica (Malayan pangolin), 2641 nucleotides long. RefSeq names its product MAGUK p55 scaffold protein 3 (gene MPP3). Gene Ontology annotation, molecular function: protein binding. The record is from RefSeq and is a predicted model, not a curated record. NCBI's taxonomy places the organism in Eukaryota, Metazoa, Chordata, Mammalia, Pholidota, Manidae.
CACUGAUGCCUCCCCGUGCAUCCGGCUGCCAUGGCCUGUGGCCCAUCUCCUCUCUUUGAUAAGCUUAGACUCACUCCCAGACUUAAGGUCUGGGUCCACAACUCCAGGUCCUCGCUGCGGCCUGAGGGUUCCUCAAAUCCGAGAUCUCUGAGUUGGUCGUCUUGAACCCCUAGCCCAUGGCACUGUGCCUGGUACUUGGAGAACUCAAUAUAUGUUGGCAAAAUCGAACUCCACGCUAAGCAAGCGCCCACCUCUCAACACGCGGAGGGAGGGGAAUGUGCGAGCGGUGGAGGCAGAAGGGAGGGCUGGCCCUGUGCCCGUGUACACAGGCCGGGGGCUCCUGGAGCUCGGGCAGGAGGACCACGAGGCGGGAGAGCGGAGCCUUGGCCAGCAGAGAGCGGGCAGUGCAGGACGCCGAGGGCUCCCUCGGCUCCUCCCCUCCUCCUCCCGCGCCCCCUCCCCUCCCCUCCCCGCGCCCGGCCUCCUCGGGUUCCGCCACCCCGCCCCGCGCGGCCGCGCCAGGGAGGGGCCGGGAAGGCGGAGCCAGCGGCGGCCGAGGCUCCAGCACCCUCACAGCUCCGGGUGGUGGGGCCGAGCUCCCGGCUCGCCCAGGUUCCUCCAGAAAGCGGGCUGGAGUCUGUGCUCGGCCGCUCCGGGGUAGUGGGGGGCACAGCUGGAAGGAGCCAGAGGAAUCCACAGGCAGAGCUUGGGAUCUGACCAGCACAGACAUGCCAGUGCUGUCCGAGGACUCUGGUUUGCAUGAAACCCUGGCGCUGCUGACCUCUCAGCUCAGACCUGACUCUAACCACAAGGAAGAGAUGGGCUUCCUGAGAGAUGUUUUCAGUGAGAAAAGCCUCAGUUACUUAAUGAAGCUGUCUUUGCAGAUCCACGAGAAGCUUCGCUAUUAUGAGAGGCAAAGCCCGACCCCUGUGCUGCACAGUGCUGUGGCCCUUGCCGAGGAUGUGAUGGAAGAGCUGCAGGCCGCCUCCGUGCACAGCGACGAGAGGGAGCUGCUCCAGCUGCUGUCCACCCCCCACCUCAGGGCCAUGCUCAUGGUACAUGACACGGUUGCCCAGAAGAAUUUCGACCCUGUUCUCCCCCCUCUGCCUGAUAAUAUUGAUGAGGAUUUUGAUGAAGAAUCAGUGAAGAUUGUCCGCCUGGUGAAGAACAAGGAACCCCUGGGCGCCACCAUCAGGCGGGAUGAGCACUCGGGGGCUGUUGUGGUGGCCAGGAUCAUGCGAGGGGGUGCAGCGGACCGGAGCGCCCUGUGUCUCCUAGGCCUCGUCCACGUUGGAGAUGAGCUCCGUGAAGUGAAUGGGAUCACCGUCCUGCAUAAGCGGCCCGACGAGAUCAGCCAGAUUCUGGCACAGUCCCAGGGAUCCAUCACCCUGAAAAUCAUCCCCGCUACCCAGGAGGAGGACCGUUUAAAGGAGAGCAAGGUGUUCAUGCGGGCCCUUUUCCACUACAAUCCUCGGGAGGACCGGGCCAUUCCCUGCCAGGAGGCAGGCCUGCCCUUCCAGCGCGGGCAGGUCCUGGAGGUGGUGAGCCAGGACGACCCCACGUGGUGGCAGGCCAAGCGCGUGGGGGACACCAACCUUCGAGCUGGCCUUAUCCCCUCCAAGCAGUUCCAGGAGAGGCGACUAAGCUACCGGAGAGCCACGGGCACCCUGCCGAGUCCCCAGAGCCUCAGGAAGCCCCCUUAUGAUCAGCCUUGUGACAAAGAGACCUGUGACUGUGAGGGGUACCUCAGGGGUCACUACGUGGCUGGUCUUAGGCGGAGCUUCCAGCUGGGCCGCAGACAGAGGCUAGGAAGCCCACAAGAAGGAAAUGCAUCCAUAGGAGGCGAGUCUCCAGAGCUGCUGACCUAUGAGGAGGUGACCAGGUACCAGCACCAGCCUGGUGAGCGGCCUCGCCUGGUGGUUCUGAUUGGGUCUCUGGGAGCCCGACUACAUGAGCUGAAGCAGAAGGUGGUGGCAGAGAACCCACAGCACUUUGGUGUUGCGAUUCCACAUACCACCAGGCCCCGCAAGAGUCAUGAGAAGGAGGGGGUGGAAUAUCACUUCAUCUCUAAGCAAGCAUUUGAGGCCGACUUACAUCACAACAAGUUCCUGGAGCAUGGUGAAUAUAAGGAAAAUCUCUAUGGGACCAGCCUGGAUGCCAUCAAGGCUGUGAUGGCCAAAAACAAAAUUUGUUUGGUGGACGUGGAGCCAGACGCCCUGCAACAACUGAGGACCUCAGAAUUCAAACCCUAUGUUAUAUUUGUAAAGCCUGCAAUUCAGGAAAAAAAGACGCCACCCAUGUCCCCAACUUGUGAGGACUCGGCAGCCCCACUUGGUGAGGAGCAGCAAGAGAUGGCUGCCUCCGCCGCCUUUAUAGAGCAGCAUUAUGGGCACCUGGUGGAUGCUGUGCUGGUGAAGGAGGAGCUCCAGAGCGCACACAGCCAGCUCAGAGGGCUCUUAGAGAAGCUGAGCAGGGACACUCACUGGGUACCUGUUAGUUGGGUCAGGUAACUGUAUCCUAGAACACCUAGGUGGGAGGGGACCUGGAAGAACACCUAGCCCCGGCAGCCCCAUGUUACCAUCAAGGAAUCUCAAGCAUGGAGAGGGCCAGAAUUUCCCAUAAACUCCCUCAUCAAGAACAG